Pantherophis guttatus is the source of this 3508-nucleotide messenger RNA. RefSeq names its product interleukin-1 receptor antagonist protein-like. Gene Ontology annotation, biological process: inflammatory response to antigenic stimulus; cytokine-mediated signaling pathway; cellular response to lipopolysaccharide. NCBI's taxonomy places the organism in Eukaryota, Metazoa, Chordata, Lepidosauria, Squamata, Colubridae. The record is from RefSeq and is a predicted model, not a curated record. Gene Ontology annotation, molecular function: interleukin-1 receptor binding; cytokine activity.
CUGGACUGCCGUCUGUCGGAAAUGGUGUGGUAGGGUCUAGAUGACCUCCAAAGGUCCCUUCCCACUCUGUUCACCUGACUAGACAGGAGGCAGAGGAAAUACAGAGUUGGGGGGGCCCUUGGAGGUCCUCUAGUCCAGCCCCCUGCUCAAACAGGAGACCCUAUGUCAGUGGUUCUCAACCUUCCUAAUGCUGCGACUCUUUAAUACAUGUUGUGGGGACCCCCAACAAUAAAAUUAUUCCUAAAACCAUUGAAAAUAUGUGUUUUCCAAUGGUCUUAGGCGACCCCUGUGAAAGGGUCAUUCGACCCCCAAAGGGGUCCCGACCCACAGGUUGAGAACCACUGCCCUAUAUCAAGGGUCUGCAACCUUGGCCACUUUAAGUCUGGCGGACUUCAACUCCCAGAAUUCCCCAGCCAGCAAAGCUUUAUAUGCCACCCUUUCUCCGGAGACUCAGGGCGGCUUACAAUGCUUUUAAGCAAUAGCCUUCGUACUUUUGUAUAUACCUGCUUAGUAGGGCUUUUUGGGGGGGCCCCAAGUGGUGUUCUUUUUUAUACAAAGUCAGUUUAUUGCCCCCACAAUCCAGGUCCUCAUUUUACCUACCUCGGAAGGAUGGAAGGCUGAAUCAACCUUGAGCCUGGUGAGAUUUGAACUCGCAGUAAUUGCAGGCAGCUAAGUGCUACUUAACAGCACUUUAGUCCGCUGCACCACCAAGGCUCUUCUCCAAAACCUGUCAGAACCUGCUGGAUUUCACCCCUGCUUGAUACUAUCCAUCUGUUGAUAGAACCUAGGACCGGAUUGGCUUUUUUGGCAUCUGCAGCAUAAUGCUGGUUUCAUCCUUAAGUGGUGGUUCAUUCGGACUCCUAGAUCCGUCUCACAGUUCCUGCCAUUGAGCCAAUUCUAUUCUAUACUUGAGCCAUUGGUUUUUCUUGCCUUACUUCGAUGGAUUAUGAAGCAACCCCAUCCAAGGAAGGAAUAAAAAUUUAGAAGAAUGUACGUGCAACGCAACGUGUCAGAGGUGAAGGAAAUAUAACAACACAUAUACUCAGAAUUAGAUGGGAAGUUACAAGACGGGCAACAAGGAAAUAAGCAGCAGAAACCACAAGGAAGGAAAAAAGGACACGCAGACCUUAACCAAGGCAUAACUCUCUAGGGGCAAAGUGACACGUAUCCUCAAACAAGGCGCAACUCCACAGACAAGCAGACACAUCGACUAAAAGCAAGGUAGAACUCCAAAAAAGAUUCGGUCACGCCUUUUCAGAUACUUCCGGCUGUUCCAUAGCUUGGUGGGUGAAACCCUCAGAGGUUCCAGCUGAAGCUGAAAGAAGGGGAAGAAGCCAUGGGCAACUCACAGGGAGAGGAGCAGCUGGCUCAGUCAGCUGAAAACGAGGCCUGGGCUCAGGGAGCCGUCUUCAAGUCGCGGCUCUGGGAUGUAAACCAGAAAUCCCUAUACCUUCAGAACAAUGAACUAAUAGCCGGAUACUUGCAAGCCCCCAACUCUGCACUGGAAGAAAAGAUUUUCUGGGUUCGCAACCAGGCCUUUGGCCAAGAGAACUUCCCCAUCAUCCUGAGCAUUCGGGGUGGGAAGAGCUGCCUGGCCUGCUCUCCGGGGUCCCCGCCUGAGCUGCAGUUGGAGAAUGUCAACAUCUCAGACCUGUGCAAAGAUAAAGAGGCCUCCACCCGCUUCACCUUCUUCGUGUCUAAAAAAGAUGGAAUAUGGCGUUUCGAGUCAGCUGCCCACCCGGGCUGGUUCCUCUGCACUUCUUCCAAAGCCAACGAACCCAUUGGGCUGAUCAAUAACCCAGGAUCUUCUCACCUGGUGGACUUCUAUUUCCAGCCUGAAUCUUAAGCCAGCCUCUCCACCUUCCUUCAAAGGACAAAGCCCACUCCUGAAGGGCAGGGUCUCACAGCUACUCCUUUCUCUAAGUCUAAACAUUUCUGCAGGGGGUUGCUUUUCAAGAGAACAAAGCGGCAGGAAAAAGACGCCGUGUUUCUAGAGUUAGCUCACUUUCUGGAUUCAGAAAUGCAGGUUUUGCAGCUAGCAGCCACCAAAUUAUCUGCAGACCUCUAAAGCUACGAGCGCAAUAUAUGCCAGCCAAUUUAUGAGCCCUGGUUUCCCAGAAAGGAAUUAAAUACAUUUGAAGUAACUGUAUUGAUUACAUUUCAUUCUAAUGAUUUCAAAAUAUGCAUUAAAUUAAAAAAAAUUCAUUUUGUCUUAGCACCAGGUAGUCUUGGAGUGUGAAUCCCCAGCUUGUUAUUCAGAAGUCCGCUGGAGCCUGUGACACAUUCUCCUCCUAUCAAAUUGGGCAGGGAAGAGGAGAAAGGGAGAGUCAAGGCUGUGACAGCAGAGGGAGGCAGCAAAGGAACCUUUUUCUAACUCCUCACCUUGUCUUAAGAGCCAGGUGUACCUCCAUCUCUGCUGAUACUCUUAAAAUGCCAGCUCUGUCAUUAAUCAGUCUUCAUCCACGAUUCAAACUGGGAUGAGAGACCUGGCAUGCAUCACCAAAACCUGGGCAGGUGAGCAGUGAUGAGUGAGCAACUUACGCCUAGGCUUCAGAUGUUGCAUCUGCACAGACUGAAGGUAGAGAUGGACACUUCAGGUGACCAAGAGUACCGUACUAUUUGUGAGGGUGUGUUUAGCAAACACUGCAACUGCUGUACACCUUCACUCCCAUCUGACCUGCUCAACCUGAUGGCGGAGCUGCUCUUGGUGUUCCUUCGUCUUUGAUUGUGGUGAACCUCAGCUUGUUUUCUGGGGAGGGAAGAGACAGGAUUAUUCCCGAGUGGCCUCUCUUUAGUCAGCAAUUUACUGGAAUUCCUUGGCUUAUUGAUCAUACUACCCCAGAAAGCAGCAGCCCAGAUUUGAUUUAUUAAUUGAUUUCAAGUUUUAAUUUUCUAAUAAUACUGUAGUUUUCUGGAAUUGGAGUACCAUGCAAGUGAUAGAUGUAGAUAGAUGGGUAAAAAGGGAGGAGUUAAAGGAUUGGAGGUGUUCAUAGUGGCACUUAAUCCUAAUUAUGCCGUUGCAUCUUUCUCUGUCCCUCCUUUUCCUCCCCCCCCCGUCUCUUGACAGUUGCUAAGAAGAUUCAGAAAACGGCGAUUUUCUAGGUAAACUGGCACAUAAGUGUAAACUAGAGAGCAAAAGAUCAAGGCAGCUGGAUUGCCCAAAUGCAUUGAUAUUUCCAUUGCUGUACAUAAUUCAGGCUUUGGGAUUAUUUUUGGCAUCUGAUCAGGUGCUUGCAAACAAGACUUGUGGUUUUUUUCCAUGCAGCCCUCCUUCCCCAUUCAUGCAGUUUUUCAGAAGGUCCAACCAGCAUAUUCCUCUUGCUUUGUUUUGUCCAUAAAAAAUAGAGGACUGUGUGGCAUGAGGCAACUGGACAAUUGCAUCUGUUCUGUUUUCUUGACCUCCGAUACUUGGGAGGUCCUCUAACGCUCCGAGGGAGCAUUUUCAGCACCGCCUAGCAUCUUCCUUGUGUUUUUGAGUAUUUGCAAAUAAACAUAUUUACAGUCUGUA